Scophthalmus maximus (turbot) is the source of this 1273-nucleotide messenger RNA. It is a transcript of the gene rpe, whose product is annotated as ribulose-5-phosphate-3-epimerase. Gene Ontology annotation, molecular function: D-ribulose-phosphate 3-epimerase activity; metal ion binding. Gene Ontology annotation, cellular component: cytosol. The coding region runs from base 54 to 740 and encodes 228 amino acids. Lineage: Eukaryota; Metazoa; Chordata; Actinopteri; Pleuronectiformes; Scophthalmidae. The transcript is spliced from 6 exons. The record is from RefSeq and is a predicted model, not a curated record. Gene Ontology annotation, biological process: pentose-phosphate shunt; carbohydrate metabolic process; pentose-phosphate shunt, non-oxidative branch.
CUUGACCUGCUGUUAGCCGCCUGUCUGCCUGGCCGCCUGCAGACAGUAGCAGCAUGGCGUACAGUGCGAAGAUCGGUCCGUCCAUCCUGAGCAGCGACCUGUCCCGUCUGGGCAGCGAGUGUGUGCGGAUGAUGGAGUGCGGGGCAGAUUACCUGCACCUCGACGUCAUGGACGGGCAUUUCGUCCCCAAUAUCACAUUUGGCCAUCCCAUGGUGGAGUGCCUCAGGAAGUCAGUGGGCCAAGACCCCUUCUUUGACAUGCACAUGAUGGUGUCCCGGCCGGAGCAGUGGGUGAAGCCCAUGGCUGCAGCAGGAGCCAACCAGUACACGUUCCACCUCGAGGCCUCCACCAACCCCGGGAACCUCAUCAAGGAGAUCAGGGAGAGCGGCAUGAAGGUGGGUUUGGCCAUAAAACCCGGCACAACGGUCGAAGAGCUGGCGCCCUGGGCCAACCACAUCGACAUGGCUCUGGUCAUGACUGUUGAACCUGGCUUUGGAGGACAGAAGUUCAUGGAGGACAUGAUGCCCAAGGUGAGCUGGCUGCGGAGUCAGUUCCCCUCGCUCGACAUUGAAGUAGACGGAGGGGUCGGCCCUGACUCCAUUCACAAGUGUGCAGAGGCUGGAGCCAACAUGAUAGUGUCGGGCAGCGCCGUGGUCGGCAGCGAAGACCCUCGUUCCGUCAUCGCCCUUCUGCGCACCGUGGUGGCCGAAGCCAUCCAGAAACGCUCGCUGGACCGCUGAGGUGUCCUCUGUGGGGAGAUCCCCCCCAUGCGGACGCUCUGGCUGCCUGUCCAAGCCACAUACCACAGCAGCCAGUGGAACAGACUCAAUACGGACAUUUCUGAGGGUAAAUGUGGGGGGUCCCGGUCAGAGCAGGGGGGCAUAUGUGCAGGCGUGAGCUGAUGGGGCCAAAAUCAAAUCACUUUGGUUCACGUGACGCUGCGUCGUGCCUCUACAAAACUAUCACUCUCUGAACGGUCUAGUGAAAGGAUGCCUCAUCAUUUCGAUACGGGAGCUGAGGUUUGCGCUGAUUUCACAUCUGUAAAAAACAUUCCUGAAAUCUUGUUCUGAUUGACACUGUACGUUUUAAGCAUAGAUUAUGACUUUCAUCUGAAAUCACGUUUCAUACAUCAUGAAAAACUGUUGUGCUCUUUCGCUGUUUUGUUGAAACGGACCAUUCACAAAGAUCUUGCUGUGCUAUUGAACAAAGAUGUUGUACCCUAUUAAAAAAAUCUUUUGAGAUUUGGUUUUGCAGAUUAAAAAGACUCAAGUGA